ACAAUGACAAAACUCGAGGUCAGGGAAAAAAGUCGAAGUCGUGCUGAAAAUGUGAACUAUUCUUGGAAUUACAUCGAGAAAAAACACCAUAGUUUUUAAGCCACCUAUCAUUACGUCAUCCUGGAACUUUUAUCCUUCGUAUUUGAUACCUUCAAACUGAGCUGUUCAUCAUACUGUCGAUUUUGAUGUUGUGACGCAAGAUGAAUUUUCUUUGCACUUAGGCCUUGAAUUUUCCUUGUAAAUGAAUUCAAGUUGGAAAUAUCCUGAUGGCAAGGUUUUAAGAAUUAUUGUUGCUAGAGGAGUGAGGAGAUGAAGUGCAGUGCUGUAAAUAUUGUCAAAGUAUAUUUUCGUCCCAACUAGAACUGGUACCAGUUCAAUCAUCUCUUGUUUAUCGGUUGGUUAGCCAAAAAUGGCGGGAUUUAAUACCCAAUACCAACGUUUAAACUCCGCUGAAGACCCUGAAGAAGACUUACCACCUCAGGGAUUUCACAUCGGUACCAGAGGUGUCGGAGAAACUGAAAAAGGAAGGUGGAAUCACAUUGAAAAUUUGGAUGAAUUCUUCAUUAGAUUAUAUGAAUACCAUCAACACAAUGGAUUUGCCUGUAUCUUACUGACUGAAUGCUUUGCUCUCAUUCAAUUUGCUUUUGUGGUGUUAUUCACAUCUUUCCUUGUUCUAUGUGUGGAUUAUGAAAAGCUAUUUAGACUCCGUGAUCCAAAGUUCACAGAGGUGAUCCAUUUUCAUAAAGUACAACAUAUGGAACCAGCCAUAGUUGUGUGCCUGGUCAUUGCACUUCUCUUUUGGCUGAUCCGUUUGGCUAGGGUGGUAGUCUAUUUUUUUAAGUUACUGGAAAUAAGAUCAUUCUACAAAGAUGCGCUUCAGAUUUCUGAGAGUGAGCUGUUAAAUCUACAAUGGCAAGAUGUCCAAAGAAGAUUGAUUGAAGUACAGAAGAUUCAUCAAAUGUGUGUCCAUAAAGAGGAACUAACAGAAUUAGAUAUUCACCAUCGAAUAUUAAGAUGGAAAAAUUAUUUUGUUGCCAUGCAGAAUAAGGGUGUAAUCCCAUGUAAUUAUAGGUUUCCUUUCAUUGGACAGAGAACCUUCUUGACAGAAGGAAUGAAAUACAACCUAAAGAUGAUUCUUUUCUGGGGGCCUGGGUCUCCAUUCCAAGAUAACUGGAAAUUAGGYGAUGAGUACAAAAAUCUUAGUAACAGGACAGUACUAGCAGACAGGUUGUCUCGGCGUAUAUUUUGGAUUGGAGUAGCUAACUUYUUCCUCUGUCCAUUUGUUCUUCUGUGGAUUGUACUGUAUUCAUUUUUUAGCUAUGCUGAGAUGAUCAAAAGAGCUCCUGAUGCACUAGGAGCAAGACGCUGGUCACCAUAUGGCAGACUUUUCUUUAGACACUUCAAUGAAUUAGACCAUGAAUUUCAGGCCAGGUUAAGCAAGUCUUAUGAGCCUGCACACAAAUACAUGAAUCUGUUCACAUCACCUUUAGCAGCCAUAGUAGCAAGAAAUGUAGUAUUCUUUGCUGGAGCAAUUUUUGCAGUGCUAACUGUAUUGACCAUUAUUGAUAAAGAUGUUUUAAUGGCUGAACACAUCUUGGCAAUCAUAGCUGGCUUAGGUGUUCUCAUACRAGCCUGCUACAUUUUUAUCCCAGAUGAGAACUUAGUCUGGAAUCCUGAGCAACUAAUGAAGCAGAUCUUGUCCUAUACACAUUAUAUUCCCGAUGAAUGGAAAGGCAAAGCUCAUACAACUGAGGUUAGGGACCAAUUUGCACAGUUAUUCCAAUAUAGACUGGUGAAUGUAGUGGAGGAACUAAUAAGCCCCAUUGUGACUCCAUUUCUGCUGUGCUUCAGUGUUCGUCACAAGUCAUUAGAUAUUGUAGACUUUUAUCGUAACUUUACCGUAGAGGUUGUAGGUGUUGGGGAUGUUUGCUCAUUUGCUCAACUUGAUGUCAAGAAGCAUGGUAAUCCGGAUUGGUUGUCUGGUGGUCUGUCAGAAGCAACCCAGUAUGAACAAGCAGAGAAUGGCAAAACAGAACUCUCCCUCCUGCAYUUUUCAAUAAGAAACCCAUCUUGGAAGCCUUCGGAACGAGGCGCACACUUCAUCAGUACUAUUAAAGAAAAUGCCAUUCAAGAGGGUAUUCARCUAGAAAACAGUCUUGCUAUUUCAGAACCAAACUCAUUACCAGACUUCAGAUCAAUAGGCAGUUUGACUGGAUUGCCUUACAUGACACUAAGUGAUCCAACAUUUGGUGGAAUCAAUGGUGGAAUAACAACAGCAGACACACGUCAACAUCGGGAGCAACAGACAGAAGCUGUAAUGAACUCCAGCGUCUUGUAUAUGCAUGAGCUUCAUAGCAGACAAGGUGAUCAGCCACUUCAAGUUUCCACAAUAGGAAACAGUGAUUUAAGGAUUAAUGGUCAACAUGUUGAUGAAGAAUGCCAUGCUAACCAAAGGGAUGAUGCUGUUGUUUAACAUGUAGAGGACUCAUUUCUUAGACAUUGCAGAAUUCUUUAGUCUCAAUAACACUGUAUACACUCAAAUGAACAAUCAUUGACAUGUACUAAAUCAUAGAAAGAAAAGAGUAGGUUUGAUUUUGUAAUCAAUGCCUUGCAAUAGUUGACAUGGAAAUGACUUCAGCUGUAGAUAGUACUUACCCAAAGAGUUUUUUCACUCUACUUUCCAAACCAUUCUGCACUUUAUGUUUUAUGAUUUCCUCCCCAUGUAGGACUCAAUCCUAUUAUAUUACUGAACAAAUGUCUUAGAGUAAAGACUGCCUUACUUUUCAUUAUGAUACAAAGUGUACAGUAUAUAUUUGUCAUCUUGUUUAGGGUAAGGGUUUUACAUUAAUUUAUUUAGCUAUAUUGAAUGGUAGUAUUAUGAUGGGUUCAGUCUCCAGCAAGACUAGACUAAUACCCCUUCCUUCUAAUUAGGGUAUUUUAUCUAAUAAUUAUUACAAUAUGUACCUAUAGUGAGUGUGUAACAAUACCCUGAUGUACUAUUAUGAUCUAUUUUUAAGAUGUAAAUUGAUUUCAAUAAAGUUGUUUAAAUUUGCU
Messenger RNA from Exaiptasia diaphana, 3054 nucleotides. RefSeq names its product autophagy-related protein 9A. The coding region runs from base 410 to 2473 and encodes 687 amino acids. Gene Ontology annotation, biological process: autophagy of mitochondrion; protein localization to phagophore assembly site. The record is from RefSeq and is a predicted model, not a curated record. Lineage: Eukaryota; Metazoa; Cnidaria; Anthozoa; Actiniaria; Aiptasiidae. Gene Ontology annotation, cellular component: phagophore assembly site; autophagosome. The transcript has 24 exons.